AUGGGCCAAGGGGACGAGAGCGAGCGCAUCGUGAUCAACGUGGGCGGCACGCGCCACCAGACGUACCGCUCGACGCUGCGCACGCUGCCCGGCACGCGGCUCGCCUGGCUGGCGGAGCCCGACGCCCACAGCCACUUCGACUAUGACCCUCGCGCUGACGAGUUCUUUUUCGACCGCCACCCGGGGGUCUUCGCGCACAUCCUGAACUACUACCGUACGGGCAAGCUGCACUGCCCGGCCGACGUGUGCGGGCCACUCUACGAGGAGGAGCUGGCCUUCUGGGGCAUCGACGAGACCGACGUGGAGCCCUGCUGCUGGAUGACGUACCGCCAGCACCGCGACGCCGAGGAGGCGCUCGACAGCUUCGGAGGCGCGCCCCUGGACAACAGCGCCGACGACGCGGACGCCGACGGCCCCGGCGACUCAGGCGACGGCGAGGACGAGCUGGAGAUGACCAAGCGCCUGGCGCUCAGCGACUCCCCGGACGGCCGGCCCGGCGGCUUCUGGCGCCGCUGGCAGCCGCGCAUCUGGGCGCUCUUCGAGGACCCCUACUCAUCCCGCUACGCGCGGUAUGUGGCCUUUGCCUCCCUCUUCUUCAUCCUGGUCUCCAUCACCACCUUCUGCCUGGAGACCCACGAGCGCUUCAACCCCAUCGUGAACAAGACGGAGAUCGAGAACGUUCGGAAUGGCACGCAAGUGCGUUACUACCGGGAAGCGGAGACGGAGGCCUUCCUCACCUACAUUGAGGGCGUCUGUGUGGUCUGGUUCACCUUCGAGUUCCUCAUGCGCGUCGUCUUCUGCCCCAACAAGGUAGAGUUCAUCAAGAACUCGCUCAACAUCAUUGACUUUGUGGCCAUCCUUCCCUUCUACCUGGAGGUGGGUUUAAGUGGCCUGUCCUCCAAGGCUGCCAAGGACGUCCUGGGCUUCCUGCGCGUCGUCCGCUUUGUGCGUAUCCUGCGCAUCUUCAAGCUGACCCGCCAUUUUGUGGGCCUGCGGGUCCUGGGCCACACUCUCCGCGCCAGCACCAAUGAGUUCUUACUGCUUAUCAUCUUCCUGGCUCUGGGUGUCCUGAUCUUUGCCACUAUGAUCUACUAUGCCGAGAGGAUAGGGGCACAGCCCAAUGACCCCAGUGCCAGUGAGCACACCCACUUUAAGAACAUCCCCAUUGGCUUCUGGUGGGCCGUGGUCACCAUGACAACACUAGGCUACGGAGACAUGUACCCGCAGACGUGGUCCGGCAUGUUGGUGGGAGCACUGUGUGCGCUGGCAGGCGUGCUGACCAUCGCCAUGCCCGUGCCCGUCAUCGUGAACAAUUUCGGGAUGUAUUACUCCUUAGCCAUGGCUAAGCAGAAACUACCAAAGAAAAAAAAGAAGCAUAUUCCACGGCCACCGCAGCUGGGAUCUCCCAAUUAUUGUAAAUCUGUCGUAAACUCUCCACAUCACAGUACUCAGAGUGACACAUGCCCGCUGGCCCAGGAAGAAAUUUUAGAAAUUAACAGAGCAGCUUCUGCUUAUAUGUUUGAAGAUUCCAAACUGAAUGGGGAGGUGGCGAAGGCCGCGCUGGCGAACGAAGACUGCCCCCACAUAGACCAGGCCCUCACUCCCGAUGAGGGCCUGCCCUUUACGCGCUCGGGCACCCGCGAGAGAUACGGACCCUGCUUCCUCUUAUCAACCGGGGAGUACGCGUGCCCACCUGGUGGAGGAAUGAGAAAGGAUCUUUGCAAAGAAAGCCCUGUCAUUGCUAAGUAUAUGCCGACAGAGGCUGUGAGAGUGACUUGA
Diceros bicornis minor is the source of this 1779-nucleotide messenger RNA. RefSeq names its product potassium voltage-gated channel subfamily C member 1 (gene KCNC1). Gene Ontology annotation, biological process: potassium ion transmembrane transport; protein homooligomerization. The transcript is spliced from 4 exons. The record is from RefSeq and is a predicted model, not a curated record. Lineage: Eukaryota; Metazoa; Chordata; Mammalia; Perissodactyla; Rhinocerotidae. The coding region runs from base 1 to 1779 and encodes 592 amino acids. Gene Ontology annotation, molecular function: protein binding; delayed rectifier potassium channel activity. Gene Ontology annotation, cellular component: axon; dendrite membrane; neuronal cell body membrane.